AGUUCGACGGCAUAUGAAGAUUUCCAUCACCCAUUCCUAUGGCCCCCCAACCGCCCCCCAACCACCACCAUUCAUUGGCAUCUCUUUUCUCUUCUCUUGUUAUUGUGCACCGAGCUUAUCAUAUAAACCAAAAAAGAAAACAAAUAAAUACAAACCUGAUCGCAUCCACCACUCGACUCUCCACUCUCUCAACAAUGAACAUGAAUAGUCCCUUUGAAGCUCAAGGCACAGCCCAGGCCAACAAUCCUUAUGUCCAUUAUUCGCCUGUUCCAGCGACAUCGAAUUCUUCUACCAAGCGUCCGAUGGCUAAUAUGGUUGAGGCACUGAGCCAGUGCGGUAAAAGGGUUGAAGUUGCCACCAGAAGAGCAGAGGCCAUGGCGGAUAAUGUCUGGAACCACUUGAGAAUGUGUCCAAGUUUCACAGAAGCAGCGAAGGCAAGGCUAAAUACCGGCACAAAGGUGCAUACUACCGGAGGACAAGAAAAAGUAUUCCAGCAGACAUUUGAAAGAAUUACAGGAGAGAAGCUCUUACAUUCAUAUGCUUGCUAUCUAUCAACUUCUCAUGGAUCUGUGAUUGGGAUGCUGUACAUCUCCAAUGUACGAAUAGCCUUCUGCAGUGAUUUCUUACACUAUUUGUCCCCAGGACAUCCAACUUCCAUGCAUUACAAGGUGGUGGUGCAGCUUGAUUAGUUAAGAACAUAAAUCCUUCAACAAACAUAUGGAACCCUUCAGAAAAGUAUAUACACAUUGUCACAAGAGAUGGUCAUGAAUUCUGGUUCAUGGGGUUCAUAUCCUAUGACAAGGCCUUCGGUAAUCUUAGCUGAGCUAUACAGCUAUCUCAGAAUAAAUGAAGGAAACGACUAAAUAACUCGAGUUAAUUCAGACAGAUUGGAAUGUAAAACGUUAACACCACUUUAAAGUGUAACUACACUUUCCCAUGAUCUGUUUUGCUCAUCUGCCAUUUUCUACUACUUUUUAUGAAAGCCUAACAUGCCUAAAGUUAGUUGAAGCUUUAUACACAAGACACAGAAAAACAGAAUAUCUUUAAUCAACUCUCUAGCAAGUAUAGCAAGUACAAUAUUCAUUUGGAAAAGCAUUAAUCUUGGGAAAUUAUUUCAGCACACGCCUUUUUCCUUCUGCACAUCCUUGUGUAUUUCUGUCUCUUGAUUCUGCUUUCAUUUGUUCGAUCCAAAGGCCAGAAAUACAAAGGCAUUUGUAAGAAGCUGAGAAAAGAGGUGUGUGGAAAGCAUUUUUCUUAAUUUUUGCAACAUCAACACCCCUUGAAAACAAGCAGAGUAAAUCCCUAAAUAACAAGUCUGUAUGGGAUCUUAUAAAAAUGCACUAAGGAACAGAGAACAUACUCUUCAAAUUUAACACCAUGAGGAUUUGAGUUCACUGCCCACAAAUGAAAAUCUGUAAGAUACUGCGAGUAUGAACUUGAGGUACAACUCUCAAAGGUAUAUAAUUAAGUGGAAAAUGAGAUCAAUGUUUUCGGGUAUUUCUACUGAAAUGCUACAAGGCAAUUCUGUAAAAGCCACCAUACGACACCUCCAUAGCCAUGGCCACAAGAAAGAUGAGUUGCUAACAUGGAAUCCCAUUUUGAAUUUCUUGUGUUUUAAAGCAUUCUUGAUCCAAGCUGAGUCCCUGAACUACCAAAUGUUCACAAGAUACCUUACAAAUCUCGAAUCCAAGUUAUCUAUUGCAUCAAAACAUACUGAAAAUAAUCAACAUCUUGCCCAGAUGCAUCACUCUCAUGUUCAGGGACAUGAAUACUUUUCCAAGAGUUCGCUCUCAAUGAGAACAUCUCCAUAUACAAAACAGUCUCAAAAUUCCUAGUAAGAUCAGCUACUAAGAGCUUAUAGUAGCCGACGCAUAACCCAAACCAUAAAUCGAAAAUUGCAUUCCUGUUGAUGGGUUACGGAGAUACAAGUCCCAACAACCAUCAACAGAUACCAAUACAAGACCAUUGCAGGAGCCCAGUAGGUAAGUAAACUUAGGAUGCUUGGAGGUCACGGUUUGAAAGGUAUUUGUAACCGAAGAAUCAUCUCGAAUGGUGGCGCUUCCAAGCCAAGGGAAUGGAGUGAUUGAGAGGCGACGGAGACGAGAUAAUUUUGACUGAGGGUUGGAGAUGAUAGAAUGCUCACUAUAAUCUCCUCAGGAAAGUAGACGCACGCUUGGAGUUUCUUCUUAGUCGUCAUUGGAAUUGAUGACACACACGAAAUGGGUUAGGGUUAGGGUUUAAGGUGGCAAGUAGAAAUUUACGAAAUAACCUACAAUAUAAAACAUAAUCCCCAUUAGACCCUCUGACAGCUAUAACAUAUCAUAUGGUUUCCCCUGGCUUUUUCUUAAUCGGUGCUGGGGUUAACCACUGGAUUUUGA
Molecule: messenger RNA, 2378 nt
Organism: Pyrus x bretschneideri (Chinese white pear)
Lineage: Eukaryota; Viridiplantae; Streptophyta; Magnoliopsida; Rosales; Rosaceae
Product: GEM-like protein 2
Exons: 4
Coding region: 39-689 (216 amino acids)
Source: RefSeq, a predicted model, not a curated record